UCUCUCUCUGUUCCCCACAGUGGACCAUGGGGUUGGCCUCUGCUCUGCUCUCAGCCGCUCUCCUGGCACUCUCUCUGGCUCUCACCCCCAGGGACACCCCGUCCCGGGAGCUCAAGGACCUGGGCGGCCUGUGGCGCUUCCGGGCGGAUCGUUCUGACGCCAGAGAUCGCGGGUUCCAGGAGAAAUGGUACCUGCAGCCCCUGAGGGAGACGGGGCCGGUGAUGGACAUGCCGGUGCCGGCCAGCUAUAACGACGUGACCCAGGAGCGGUGGCUGCGGGACUUUGUGGGCUGGGCGUGGUACGAGAAGGAGACCUGGCUCCCCAGACGCUGGCUAAAACCCGGUGCCAACCAGCGGGUGGUGCUGAGGGUGGGCAGCGCCCACUAUUACACUAUUGUCUGGGUGAACGGGGUCCAGGUGAUGUCGCACGAGGGGGGACACCUGCCGUUCGAAGCCGAGGUCACCAAAGUUAUCCGGAUCAACGGGAGCGUUCCCUGCCGGAUCACCGUGGCCGUCAAUAACACGUUGACCCUGCACACACUGCCCCCAGGGGACAUCCUGUACAUGAACGACACCAAGAGGUACCCACCCGGGUAUUUUGUGCAGCAAACGUACUUCGACUUCUUUAACUACGCCGGGAUCCAUCGCCCCGUCCUCCUGUACGCCACCCCCGAGGUUUACCUGGAUGACAUUAUCGUGGUGACGGACAUCGUAAGUGAUUUGGGGAUCGUGGGCUACAAAGCGUCGGUGAAAGGGGCUGCGGAGUUCUCCCUGUCGGUGACCUUGCGAGAUCACACGGGCAAAGUGGUGGCCACCGUGAAGGACCAGCCCUCGGGGCAGCUGAAAGUGCCUGGCGCUACCUUGUGGUGGCCGUACCUAAUGCACGAGCAGCCAGGAUACUUGUACAGUCUCGAGGUGUCGGUGAGGACGGAGAGGGAGGUGGAUGUUUAUACUCUGCCGAUCGGAAUCCGCACGGUGAGAGUCACCCAGACCCAAUUUCUCAUCAACGGGAAAGCCUUCUACUUCCACGGAGUCAACAAACACGAGGACUCGGACGUCCGUGGGAAGGGCCUGGACUGGCCGCUGAUUAUGAAGGAUUUUAACCUGCUGCGGUGGUUGGGGGCAAACUCGUUCCGCACCAGCCAUUACCCCUACGCAGAGGAGAUCAUGGACAUGUGCGAUCGGUACGGCAUCGUGGUCAUUGACGAGUGCCCAGCCGUCGGCAUCAAAAACCCGCUGAGCUUUGGGGACAAAUCGCUGACCAGGCACCUGCAGGUGAUGGAGGAGAUGGUGCGGAGGGACAAGAACCAUCCGUCUGUGGUCAUGUGGUCCGUGGCGAACGAACCCGCCUCCAGCCUUCCGGAAGCCGAUCAUUAUUUCAAGACCGUCAUAUCCCACACUAAAGCCCUGGAUCCCACCAGACCCGUCACCUUCGUCUCCAACACGGACUUCAGGCACGACAAAGGGGCGCCCUACACGGAUGUGCUGUGUGUGAACAGUUACCUGUCCUGGUAUCAUGACCCGGGUCACCUGGAAGUCAUCCAGUUACAGCUGAUCAGCCAAUUCGAGGACUGGUUCAACCUGUACCACAAACCCAUCAUCCAGAGCGAAUACGGAGCAGGCACUGUCCCUGGCCUCCACAGCGACCCACCGCUGAUGUUCACAGAGGAGUACCAGCGAGCCGUCCUGCACGAGUACUUUACCAUCUUUGACGUGAAAAGGAAAAGCUACCUGAUCGGGGAACUGAUCUGGAAUUUUGCCGACUUCAUGACCAGUGAAAGUAAUACCCGCGUGGUCGGAAACAAGAAGGGGAUAUUCACUCGCCAGAGGCAGCCCAAGUCAGCCGCCUUCCUCUUGCGCGAGAGGUACUGGAAACUGGCAAACGAAACCAGAGCUGAACUACGCAGCCUCGGACACGGUCAUUGUUCAGUGCUCCAAGACUCUUGGUGCUAAAUGCGAGUUGGCCUUGUUGUACCUACAUGUGAGCGUCGGGGUAUUGUUUUCUUAAAAAAAACGCAGCAGUUCAAACGAUGUAAUGUAAUCUCAGAUGCCCUGCACCUUUACAGUCGUGUACAUAGUUUGCAACUUGUACUGUGCGCAACAACUUGAAAUUCGUUGGUUGAUAAAAUUGGUUUCACUGCUCAGCGACGCCAGUGGUGUGUUUGUUAUCUUGGUUAUGUGUGUUUUCCUCCCCACGGUGUGUCAGUGUGAGUACGUAACUGUGUGUGUGAGUGUGUAACUGUGUGUGUCUCAGUUUGAGUAUGUAACUGUGCGUGUGGCUGUGUGAGUGGCGGGAGGCGGGUGGAUUGAUCGAUGGAAAUCCACCUGUGCUUUGCCUCAUAGUUUGCAGUGGGCAGGACUGAUUUUGAUGAAAGCUCGGCUUAUGAGAAUGAAUUACCUGCCGUAUGUGUGCGUACCUGUGUCUGUCUGUCUGUCUGCCAGGCCGUCAGCACACAGCGAGCGAUCAGCUCACAGCCAGCAGCCGGCGCUCCGAAAUCCGUUUAGAAAACAGUCGCAGAAUACUGCCGCAGUGUAGAUUCUACAUUUUAUUUCAUACCAAAAAAAUUUCUGUGCAAUGAAUACUCUCAUUCGUACAUAUUUACAGUUUUUUCUUUGCCAUUUCAGCAAAAAAAAUCAUAUUCCUGAACCUUGCGUAUAAAACGUUUUCUCUCUCACCUGUGGCUGUCAACAGGGGGACAAAAUACCCAGAAAGUCCGCCUUUUUUUUAAAAAAAAAGUCCAUUUUUUUUGAGAAAGUCGUUAUCACGUGCUCAUGAGCUUGAAGCAGCAUUAAUAAAUAACUUUGAUGGAAACAUAUUACACAGAUCAAGAAGACACAUCACUUCUGCCAUGCUAAAUACAGUUUACAAAAAUAAAGAGCAUUUGUCACCCUGCAAUUUCCCACAUUGAA
Molecule: messenger RNA, 2909 nt
Organism: Callorhinchus milii (elephant shark)
Lineage: Eukaryota; Metazoa; Chordata; Chondrichthyes; Chimaeriformes; Callorhinchidae
Gene: gusb
Product: glucuronidase, beta
Exons: 13
Coding region: 27-1952 (641 amino acids)
Biological process (GO): carbohydrate metabolic process; glucuronoside catabolic process
Molecular function (GO): carbohydrate binding; beta-glucuronidase activity
Source: RefSeq, a predicted model, not a curated record